Molecule: messenger RNA, 1929 nt
Organism: Adineta steineri
Lineage: Eukaryota; Metazoa; Rotifera; Eurotatoria; Adinetida; Adinetidae
Source: the annotation of a GenBank genome assembly
AUGGCAAGCGUAAAGGGAGCAGGUGGACAAUCCAAAACUAAAUUAGUUGAACAACGAACAAGGUUACCAUUGGCUUUGAAACCAUCUAGUACUACCAAAUCAUCAAUAACAAAUUCGAACAAAACAACAUCAUCAUUAUCAUCAACCACAACCACCAUGACUUCUAAUGAAACAUCAUCAUCACCAUUAAACACCAUAAUUUCCAAUGAAACAUCAUCAUUACCAUCAACGAACACAACUUUUAAUGAAGCAUCGUCAUCAUUAACAAAGACUGGAAAUCAAAUAUCAGCAUCAAGAACAAAUGUUAACCAAGUAGGAUUAUCAACGACAGUUAAAAUGAAAAAAUCAAAAUCAAUUUCAAAAUCUCAAAUAAUUAUUGAUAAUGGUGGUGAUAGUGAUCAAGAACAAGAAUUUGAUCUAAAUAUAUCUAUUGAGGAAUCAGGUGGGCUCGAGAAGUUUGUGCUUAAACCGUGCAUUAUAUUAUACAAGAAAAAAAUGAAAAAACAAAGUGAUCUUGAACAAUACAUAAUGGAACAUAUUUCAUCGUACAAUUCAACAAGUAAUCGUGAUGAUGGUCAUCCAAAAGUUUCAGAAAUAGACUCAAUCAAUAAUAGUCGAAAUGAACAACAGGGAAGAUCAACUUGUAUGAACAAAAAAGUUGGUACGUUUGCAAAAGAUAAUAAACUCAGAUAUAACGCAUUAGAUACUGAAAAUAAAAAUACUAAUACAAUAAAUGAUUCACUUAAUGAACUUGAAAAUGAAGAUGUAUGUUUAUCAAGUAGCGAAGAUGAAAGUGAACAUCCAGAAGAAAAGAACGAAAUCAACGCUUCAAGUGGUGGUAUAAAACGUCGUUUGAUACAUAGGCGAGGAGGAGCGAAGAACUGCGGUACUUUUUUGUUACUCACGAAAGAAGAAGAAGUACAAGACUGUGUGCAAUCUGCAUUGGGUUAUGCUCGUGACCAUGGAACAUUAAUGAGUGGUGUUCAGUUAAAAACAUUAAUGGAUGUUCUAAAUACUGAAAUAACUAAAGAUAGAGCUAAUACACUUUUGGAAGUUAUAUCUAAAAAUAUCGAAAUCGUUCCGAAUCCUUAUUUCAUAUCACCAAUAUCAAAACGACCUAUUUAUCAAUAUUAUGGUGCAAGAUACGAAUUAGAAGAAGUUACUCCCAUAAGAUAUAUACCUAUUCCAACAGGAAUAACGAAACAAUAUGCAAAAAAACAAGAUGAAAAGGAAAAUACAAAUUAUGACGAAAAAAAUGAAAUUGAAGAAGUUGAAAAACAAAAUAAUAUUAGUUUAGCGAAGCAUGAUGAUCAAGGUAAAUGUGAUAUUAACAAAAAUAAUCGAAGUCUGAUUACAUCUACUUCACUUGAUAAAGAAAAUACUGUUGGUGAUAAACAAUCAUCACCAUCUAUUAAAUCAAAAUCAAUUGAUAAAAACAAUAAUGGUUCAAUUUUUAAUGAUAAUAAUAAUGCUAAUACUGUUACAACAGAAGAAAAAAUUUCCGACGCAAAUGUUAAUACAGCAAUUUCUUAUCCAGAUACCCAUACGAUUGAUUCUACUACAACACAUGAUCCAAAUAUUGAACCAUUAAAUGAUCAAAUAUCACCUAUUCAAAGUGCACCUACAAGUUCACCUUUAUCUUUAAAUUUCAGUACUAGUACUCCUAAAAAGAAACCAGCUACACAAUCAAAAAAUAAAAAUAUUGUUACUGGUGGUAAAAUAUCAAAAAGAUACAGUAAGCGAAGAUCAAUUUUUCUACGUUCAAAAACACAAAAAAAGCAAGAAGAUCUAUCUGGUAUCACAUCUAAACGUAAACAAGAUGAUCUACGUAGCUAUAAAUCAACAUCAAAUACUUCAUCUAAAAAAAAGAAAGUUGCUGAUAAAGAAAAAAAGCGGCAAAAUCAUGAAUUAUUACCUGAAAACUUAUGA